GUCGUCCGGAUUGAGAUGUCUUGUAUUGCAUGCCUAGGGAACCUUGAUCCUUAUCCCUACUUAUUAGCCACACAUGAUACUGCACAGCUGUGCCUAACAUGCCAAAUGUGUCGCGAUGGAAUAAUUCAGUAUCUCGACAGGUCUGGCCCUAUGAUGAGGGAAGGAAUAAUCUGCACGACAAUCGAUAGUGAUUUAAGAAGCAUAGAGAUCUCAUAUGAUCAACGCUCUCCUACGAAUGAUAAAUAUUUAUCAUUGGAGAUGUAUACACUGCCCGGUAGGACUUGCCUUAGCUAAACUGCACGUCCUGAAAGCUUUUGAUUAAACUAGAACCUGCCAGCUACCCAGGAACGGACUAUCGUAGGUACAUUAAAUAUGGAGAUUUCAUCGUUUCACCACAUGUUAGCGCGGCACUCGCUCUGGAACAAGCUAUAUAUUUGAUAAAGCCAUGGCUAGAAAAAUGCCGCUCGCACAAAGAAUGUGAACCUGUGCCAGGAACAAUAUUUCCGCGUCGUCUUCUAGACAUUAGGGAAUCCAUGACGAACAAGAGGAUUCGCUUGCUUGAACUUGAGUUGGAGAAUGUUGAGAAACGUGCUGCGAUUGAAUAUACAACAUUGAGCCACUGUUGGGGAACAGCUGAAUUCACUAAGACUAACUUAGCUAAUUACAAUGAUCAUGUUAAUGGAUUCGACAUAUUCAUACUUCCACGAACAUUUCGAGAUGCUAUUCUUUUGGCAAAGGGUCUGAGUGUCGAUUAUGUGUGGGUGGGUUCGUUGUGUAUCAUACCAGACGAUAUUACUGACUGGCAACAACAAUCAGCCAUAAUGGCUGAUAUCUACGCGGGCUCAUUAUUGAACAUAGCGGCAGCUACUGGUCAUGAUAGUUAAACUGGCCUUUUCAGCGUCAGACAUACACAUACAAACUCUGAGAUCUAUGGAAAGAUGGAACGAGAAGCUGCACUACCUUUUGCAGAGCUAGAAGUUCUUCAGGCCUCCGGAUCAGCACACAAAUGGAAAGGCAAACCAGUUUUUAUACGUCCAAGUUUACAAGAAACUCACAAUGGACAUCUGCGCAUGUGGCAGGCAAAAGCUGGUUACCGAAAACCGAGACCAUCAGCACCACUUGAUACACGAGGGUGGGUGUAUCAGGAACGACUCUUCUCAGCAAGGACAGUCAGUUUCUACUCUAGCGAGAUCAUUUGGGAAUGUAGGCGGGAACGAUGGUGCGAAUGCGGUAUGAUUCUGCAAGAUGAACAUGAUGCUGGGUUCUGGGAGAGAGCUGAAUCUAAAUACGAACCCGUGCAGAUAUCCCGCGAUUGGCUUUACGAGGCUGAUUUAGAACUCCCAAUGCCUCGAAAUCAGGAGAGAAUGACUAUAAUUGUGAAAUGGUAUAAGCAUGUUCAGGAUUAUACUAGUCGGCGACUGACGAGGGAGGAGGAUCGACUUCCCGCCAUUUCUGGAAUCGCAAGUCGCACUUUCGAGUCCCUGAUCCACAAUUGGAAGUUAGAGUGCUGGGAGCAAUCUAAAACCCUGCAAGCUCCUCGCUAUAUGGGCGGUCUGUGGCUCAUCUGUAGAGCAGACGGUUCUCUCUCAUUACCGGGUCUUACUUGGUCUGCAGGACAAUAUUUUUUAAACAAAAACUUUGUCUGUAAGAUCAAGAGAAAGCACAAGUUUGUGGCACCAUCAUGGUCGUGGGCUUCGCUUGUACCUGUUUUUACAGAUGAUGGAGAUAUCAAUGCAAGAUGGCCCUACUUUCCCUCGCUAAAUCAUAGCGACUCGCGGGAUGAUGACAGACUCAUCGCUCUAAUAACCGGCAACUAUUUCGACUACAACUACAGCGAGCACGACCCUUUCUUCACUAUCGAGGAAGUUACUUGUACAGUAGAAGGCGAUAAUCCCUUUGGGAAAAUAUCAUCUGGCGUAUUAAAAGUGCGCGGAAAAUUAAUAUUAGCCCGAAACGUUCGCUCAUUCUAUACCGAGAAAGGAGUUCUCGAGUAUUAUUCGCAGACGCCUGAUCCAUUUAAUUCCAUAAUAAUGGACUAUCAGGGAGAAGAUCUAGAUGCUGAUGGCUGGCAGCCGGAAUGCGCACGUGGAAAUACAUACGGCUUGCAAAUUACUCGUGAUAAAUAUAUUGAAGGGGAUAGGCGUGGAGUAAGUAGAGUGGCGUUGAUUUUGCUGGAUAUUGGGAGGGUUAAUGGUAAUUAUGCGGUUGGUCCGGAGAAGAAGUUUAUGAGAAUUGGUCGGACUGUGGUUUAUGAUCAUUUUCGUGCUGGGCGGAGUCCGUUUGAGGGGGUCAGGGAAGCGGUUUGGUUAAUAUUGUAUAAGAUGAUGAUUUUCGUCUUACAUUGUUAUUAUAAACUUAUAUAUAUAUAUAUUUCAGAAUUUACUACUAUUUAUAUAAUAUAUAUGUCAUUCAAAUUUUAUUAAAUUAUAAUCAUUUAUUAUAAAAUUAUUUAUAAAUGAAAAUAAUAGUUUUAAAAAAAAAUUUCCAAAAAUAAAAAAUAAAAAUAAAUAUAUUUUUUGGACUUAUUUCAUUAA
Sclerotinia trifoliorum is the source of this 2534-nucleotide messenger RNA. The record is from the annotation of a GenBank genome assembly. NCBI's taxonomy places the organism in Eukaryota, Fungi, Ascomycota, Leotiomycetes, Helotiales, Sclerotiniaceae.